AUGUCCAACUUGAACAGAUCCACUGCUGUCCCUGCUUUUUAUGAUCAAGAGCCUGGCGCUCCACCACCCCUCCCUCCUAUGCUGACAGACCAGCUCGAAUUAUUUAGCUGUACUCGCCACUCAACUACGCUCAUUGCCGACGAGAUUCUUCCUUCCAGAAUCAGCACUGCCGUUCCUUCUACUCAGCGCACUAAACAGCCGCAGGCCAAGGACACGCCUGGGUUCAAACUUGCAACGCGGCCGUUCAAGAACGACCGCUCUUCAUCGCCAUACUCAAAGAGAGUCUCAUGUUCCCAUUCUCAGACGCCCACACCCUCAGAUUCUUCAGGUUCAUUAGAUUCAGUGUCAGACAGUGGUUCCUCGACUUUGACUGAGAGUCUAUCGGAAGAGUCAAAGAUACCCAAGCCUCCUGGCGAACCUGGACGUCCGGGGCGUGGAGGAUACACACUCCAGGAGGCUUUAGACUGGAACCCAAAGGCAUAUACUAAGUUCAAGAAAUUCAUGCACCACCUCAUUGAAGAAAAUCUCGACACGACCAAGUGCGCCUCUUCCCAAAACCAUGCGCUCCUGAAAACCGUGCGUGAUAAGGCUGUCGACGCUUUCCCAGACUUAGAAAACUACAGUGGCUACUGGCCGCUGAAUGACAUGAUCAUGAUGCGUUUGAAGUAUACUUCGGGAUCGUGCUAG
This is a messenger RNA of Suillus bovinus, 687 nucleotides long. RefSeq lists its product as uncharacterized. NCBI's taxonomy places the organism in Eukaryota, Fungi, Basidiomycota, Agaricomycetes, Boletales, Suillaceae. The transcript has 3 exons. The record is from RefSeq and is a predicted model, not a curated record. The coding region runs from base 1 to 687 and encodes 228 amino acids.